Messenger RNA from Raphanus sativus (radish), 753 nucleotides. RefSeq lists its product as uncharacterized. Gene Ontology annotation, cellular component: nuclear envelope; endoplasmic reticulum; membrane. The coding region runs from base 136 to 573 and encodes 145 amino acids. NCBI's taxonomy places the organism in Eukaryota, Viridiplantae, Streptophyta, Magnoliopsida, Brassicales, Brassicaceae. The transcript has 4 exons. Gene Ontology annotation, molecular function: glutathione peroxidase activity; glutathione transferase activity. The record is from RefSeq and is a predicted model, not a curated record.
AAAAUAAAAUAAAUCAAUCUACCGACUGAAAAGUACAUUUAUAUUGUUGUUAACUACACCUUAUAGGCAGAUCUGAUGCGAGUGUUAAGCUAAAUCUCAGAAGCUCACAUUCAAAACCUUCUUCAAAGCAAAUCAAUGGCGAUCACCGAGUUUCUGCCUAAAGAGUACGGAUAUCUCGUUCUUGUCCUCGUCUUCUACUGCUUCAUCAACUUUUGGAUGGGCUUUCAAGUCGGCAAAGCUCGCAAAAGGUACAAUGUGCAGUUUCCAACAUUAUAUGCUAUAGAAUCAGAAAACAAAGAUGCUAAGCUCUUUAACUGUGUUCAGAGAGGACACCAAAACGCUCUAGAGAUGAUGCCAAUGUACUUUAUACUAAUGAUACUUGGUGGGAUGAAACACCCUUGCAUCUGUACUGGCUUGGGUUUGGUCUACAAUAUUUCUCGAUUCUUCUACUUCAAAGGUUACUCUACUGGAGAUCCCACAAAGCGCCUCACCAUCGGGAAAUACAGUUUCAUGGGAUUGUUUGGUCUCAUGAUCUGUACCAUCUCCUUUGGUGUCACUCUCAUCCGCGGUUAGGCCAGUUCUACUCCUUUGUGAGGUUGAUGAUUCUAUGGAGUUUGGAUCCGGUCCUUAUGAGUUGUCUACAUGCUUAUGUUAUAAUGUUAAGAGUUCGUCAGGUUGUUGCUUACGGAACUGUUUUUUCAAGUUGUAAUAAAACUAUGGUUUUACGUAAAACAAAGAAACUUCACAUCCCUA